AUGUCUGAUUACAAAAAAACUAUUGAUUCUCAAUUUAAACAAUUUGAUUCGAAAUAUGCUAAAAAUAAAUAUUUGCAACAAUUAGAAGAAAGAACUAAUAUACCAAAAUCCUAUUUGGUUGCUGGUUUGGCUGGUAUUUAUAUUUUUAUGAUAUUUAUCAACCCAGGUGGGAUUGGAGGAAUGUUAUCCAACUUCAGCGGGUUUGUUUUGCCAGCUUAUUACUCUUUAGUGGCAUUGAAGACUCCUGGUGGCCGCGAUGACUCUUUGUUAUUAAUCUAUUGGGUUAUCUUUUCAUUCUUCAGUGUUAUUGAGUUUUGGUCCAGUUGUUUGUUGAAAGUUAUACCUUUCUACUGGCUACUGAAAACUGCCUUUUUAUUUUAUAUUGCUGUUCCAUCAACUGGGGGUGCUAGAAUUAUAUACGCAAAAGUCAUUGACCCAGCCACUUCUAGAUUCCUUGAAAAUACUUCUAAAACUAACAGUGUUUCUGCUUCUGCUUCAAACGCUGCCCACUCUGCUGCUAGUAAGGUUACUUCUGCUGGUUCUCACAUUGGUGCGGCUGCUUCCUCAAUGAAGAAACCAGAUGGAAUCUCUGCUGUCAAAAGUGCAGCUGUUUCUGCCACUAACAAGACUUCGGAUGGUUUUGCUGCUGCUGCUCAAAAAGCCACAGAUGUUUAUGAUCAAGCCAAAUCCAAGUCUUCCGGUCUAGGCGAUGCUAUUACAAGCGGUAUUUCUUCUCAUUCAUGA
Messenger RNA from Henningerozyma blattae CBS 6284, 744 nucleotides. RefSeq lists its product as uncharacterized. The transcript has 2 exons. The coding region runs from base 1 to 744 and encodes 247 amino acids. The record is from RefSeq and is a predicted model, not a curated record. NCBI's taxonomy places the organism in Eukaryota, Fungi, Ascomycota, Saccharomycetes, Saccharomycetales, Saccharomycetaceae.